CAGUGAUGACGUCAGUCCCGCGUCUCUUUCCUGUCCUGUGGCUGUACAGACGCAGUGGCCAUGGUGCUCAACCUGUGCAUGCAGCACUUUCAGACCAGCGUUCAAUGCAACAAGCUGUGUGUCGACGGUUAUGAUGUCUCCAAUCUUUUGUCAGGGGACCCAAUUGUGCGUCGGAGAGGUUUCAAACUGGAAUACUUCCUCCGGCCUCCCUUCCACGUCACCCUGAGCUUCCGCGUCAAGAUGGAGUUGAGUCGGGUGGAUGUUGAGCUUUGGCCCUGGGGCAUGGACCAGGGGAAAACUUCUCGAAGACUGGAGAUAUUAACAUGUUCUGAUAUUCCGGUGCAGUUGGAGCGAGACACUGGCCAGUUUAAGCUUGUCGCUCAUUGUGACUUGCAGAAGGAAGCUCAGGUGUGUUUUCUCCAUCCCACUUUCAGACCUCGAGCUCCGUUCGCUGAUCCGCCACCCCAACCAUCGCCUCAAGCAAAACUGUUGGAGUUCUGGAAUCGUGGGCCGCAGUCGCUCGGUUCUGUGGCUCAUCUCCGAGUCAGUAUUCCCUACAGCGGUGCUGGAUCUUCUCUUGGCAUCAAGUCUCUUGCUGUGUGGGGGCUUCCUGCUCGAUGUUGUCCCCCUUCUGAACUGGAGAUGAUUCGUGAAGCCCACCUAAACAACUUGAAAACAAACACUCCUUUAGAUGUUCCUUCCAAGCCAGAUUUUGUCCCAGCCGAUACCCCAGUUCCAGAGGAAUUCUUGGACCCCCUAACACAAGAACUCCUGGUUUUCCCAAUGAUCUUGCCUAGUGGGAUGGUUAUAGACAACAGCACAUUAGAGGAGUACCAGAAGAGAGAAGCAACAUGGGGCCGUCUACCAAAUGACCCGUUUACUGGUGUUCCUUUUACCCAGACCUCAAAACCUUUACCAAACCCUUUACUCAAAAGUCGCAUUGACCGUUUGGCACUCCAGACGGGAUGCACAGGACUUGGGGCAAGAAAUAACCCACUUCCUAAACCGCAACCAUCCAGACUUACCAUGCCUUCAAACACCAUGGAACCCAUGAGAUCAACAGACUCCGGUAGGAGCCAGAAUCAUAUAGACAGUUUACCAGGACAAUUCAAAGGUCCACAGAACCAGGAAGCUCCGAGUCAACCUGUGGCCUGUGUACUUGGGUUGGGAUCUAUUUCAGGCCGUAGAACUGGACCUAGUGUCAACCAAACAAGAAAAACACAAAGCCAUUAUGCAAAAAGGAAGUAUGAAUCCAGUUUUCCCUCGACCAGCGUUGAUCUUGAUUGUUCUUCGGGUAAAGUGCCUCUGACGGAUGACACUCCCUCACGUGCCACAGAGUCAGUCUUCAGUGUGGGCGCUCAUGAACGGAGGUUAGCAGACAGUUUAGAUCAGGCGUUGAAUGCGGCCCUUCAUGGAUUACCAAUGUUCACGUCACAGAGCAAAAACGACUCCAUUGUGGACACUUCAACUGGACAGUACAAAUGUGUGUUUUGCACAUGUGCAUUGACGGCAUAUUCCUCGAGUGCGGUGUCAUACUCUCUGCCGUGUGCUCAUCUGUUGUGUGGAUCCUGUUUGCACCACAAAUAUCCGCCUGACUCUCGGAGAGUGAAGAUUAAAUGCCCCUCGUGUGGAACAUCUGCCUCCGCCAGUGACAUCACAAGAGUGCAUCAUUGAACCGCUCAUAAACUAUGACACUUACGAAUAUUUAUUGUGAACUUAAUUGUUUCAGAUUUUGUUAAAAUAUAUUUUCAUUAUUCAUCAUUUUCAUUAAAAUAUUGGUUUUGUUAUAGCUUGA
This is a messenger RNA of Xyrauchen texanus (razorback sucker), 1795 nucleotides long. RefSeq names its product U-box domain containing 5 (gene ubox5). Gene Ontology annotation, biological process: protein polyubiquitination. The coding region runs from base 61 to 1674 and encodes 537 amino acids. Gene Ontology annotation, cellular component: nucleus. The record is from RefSeq and is a predicted model, not a curated record. Gene Ontology annotation, molecular function: ubiquitin protein ligase binding; ubiquitin-ubiquitin ligase activity. The transcript is spliced from 5 exons. NCBI's taxonomy places the organism in Eukaryota, Metazoa, Chordata, Actinopteri, Cypriniformes, Catostomidae.